Molecule: messenger RNA, 638 nt
Organism: Cutaneotrichosporon oleaginosum
Lineage: Eukaryota; Fungi; Basidiomycota; Tremellomycetes; Trichosporonales; Trichosporonaceae
Source: RefSeq, a predicted model, not a curated record
CGCGACAAUGAGCACCGUGCCACAGGAUUGGAAUCUCCACCUCAAGUAUCCGGGCAUCGAGCUCCGUAAGCGGAGCGGGAGCGGCCUCAGUGCCGCCGCGAGGGUGCUCGCUCUCGUCACGUGGCAAGGCAUGCACCACUACCGCGUGCGCUGGGCUAUCGUUUUCAACGGCAACACUGCAAUGGUCGCCUACCUCGCGAAACAACACACGAUGUUCCUAUCCAAGCCGUUUGGGCGCGAGGGAGACAAAGGCCUCACCCUCGCUAGCGCUUUAUUCGCGCUUGCUGUCAUGAAGCAUGGAAGCGACUCCGCCCGUCCCAUGGGCACGAUGCGCGACAAUUCGUUGAGUUUCCUGCCUCGCCCCUCUGGUGCCCUCAUCUACUCCCAGUGGGAGAUGGUGUGCGACAAUUGUGAGUGGGCGGUAAAGGACACGCAGCUAUUUCGCGACGCCGCAGAGUUUCCGGAUUCGUCGGAGUCAGAGUCGGGGUCAGAGGUGAAUGUGUAGAUGAUGGACGAGAGAGAGGGUGCGGGCCGACUGGCCGUUAGACUGAGCGGAAUGUCCAACCAUGGAUAUGCUGCGUCAGUUCUCUCCCGUCCUUCCCUCCGGAUUCUGUGAUGCUUAGUAGCAUGUAUCGUCA